AUGUCCGACGAAUAUGUCUCGAAAGGAGUUAGAUUCUACAAGGUCGAUGUGGAUGAGGUACGUUCGGUUGCUAGUGCAGAAGGCGUAUCAGCAAUGCCUACUUUCAAGGUCUACCGCGAGGGUGCGUGUGUUGGGAGUGUGCGGGGUUUCAACCAGCAAGAACUCGUCAGAGUUAUUGAUGAGAUAUUAUUGGGCACCUCUAAAGUGCAUGAAAGGUUUGUAUAUCCGAUUGUAGAUCGGUGA
This is a messenger RNA of Sphaeroforma arctica JP610, 243 nucleotides long. RefSeq lists its product as hypothetical. Lineage: Eukaryota; Ichthyosporea; Ichthyophonida. The transcript has a single exon. The record is from RefSeq and is a predicted model, not a curated record. The coding region runs from base 1 to 243 and encodes 80 amino acids.